AUGUUGUCGACUUCAAUGCUUUUGUUCCUUUGUUUCAUAGGUAUUGUUCUGCUCGGAGGAGUAAAGCCGAGCCAUGGUCUAGUUCGUAACUAUACGUUUGAACUGACAAACUCUGCACACUCUAGACUUUGCACAAACAAGACCAUGCUAACGAUAAACGGACAGUUCCCGGGGCCGACUAUAUAUGCUAGAAGGGGAGAUUUGGUCAACGUGGUUGUCAUUAAUAGUGCGGACCAUAAUAUAACCAUCCACUGGCAUGGAGUGAAAAUGCCGAGAUAUCCAUGGUCGGAUGGGCCAGAGUUCGUGACACAAUGCCCUAUUAGCCCUGGCACGAGGUUCAACCAACGGAUUGUGUUGUCGGACGAGGAAGGUACAUUGUGGUGGCACGCACAUAGUGAUUGGUCUCGCAAUUCUGUUUAUGGCGCGCUCAUUAUUCUGCCCCCGAGGGGAGAGAGUUAUCCUUUUCGCAAGCCUUAUCAUGAAGUUCCCAUCUUACUAGGAGAUUGGUUUAAUCGGGAUGUACAAGAAAUUAUGGAGGAGUUCCUUGCUAGUGGAGGCGAUCCAGAAGUUUCGGAUUCUUUUCUCAUCAAUGGCCAACCUGGGGACUUGCAUCCAUGCUCGAAACAAGAUAUAUUCAGGUUGAAGGUGGAGAGCGGAAAGACCUACCUCCUGCGCAUCGUAAACGCAGUAAUGAACAACAUCAUGUUCUUCAAAAUAGCCAACCACAACGUCACCGUGGUCGGCACUGACGCCGCCUACACGAAGCCCCUGACGAGCGACUACAUCGCGAUAUCCCCCGGCCAGACCAUCGACCUCCUCCUCGUCGCCAACCAGCCCCCAAGCCACUACUACAUGGCCUCAAGAGCCUACGCCACCGGCACGAACUUCGACAGCACCAACACCACUGCCAUCCUCGAGUACGCCGGCAACUACACCCCUCCCGCCUCCCCGGCCUUCCCCUCGUUCCCGCCUUUCGACAGCACCGCCGCGUCCCACAACUUCACCACCCAAUUAAGAAGCCUAGCAAGCCAGAAAUACCCGGUCGACGUCCCCAAGAACGUUACCGACACCCUCUUCUUCACCCUCUCCAUGAAUCUCCGGCCCUGCGCGAACGAUUCCUGCGCAGGGCCGAACUCGGAGAGGCUGCUGGCGAGCGUCAACAACGUGACGCUCCAGCUGCCGAGGACAGACUUUCUUCAAGCUUAUUAUGGAAACAUCAACGGCGUUUACACCACUGAUUUCCCAGACAACCCGCCUUUCCCCUUCAACUACACCGGAGAUUGGAACUUAACUAGCCCUCUGUUACGGCCGCAGAAUGGAACUUCCGUCAACGUUCUCGACUUCAACGCCACCGUGGAGCUCGUGUUCCAAGGCACAAGUUUCGUUGGAGGAAUAGGCCACCCCAUGCAUCUGCACGGAUACAGCUUCUACGUAGUCGGGUCCGGGUUCGGGAACUUCAACUGGACCCGGGAUCCGCUCAACUACAACCUCGUCGACCCGCCUUUGAUGGAGACCAUCGCUGUGCCGAGAAAUGGAUGGACUGCUAUUAGGUUUAAGGCUAAUAAUCCAGGGGUGUGGUUCAUGCACUGCCAUUUCGAGCGACACGUGAGUUGGGGAAUGGGGAUGGUCUUCAUUGUGAAAGACGGGCCGGGGCUCGACGAGAAGAUGUUGCCGCCGCCACCGGAUAUGCCACUCUGCUAAUCUUAAUGGUGAUCUGAAGAGUCGGGAUUUAUAUUAUUUAUAUAUAUUUUUGUAUUUUGGGACGACCUGUAAACAAAGUCGGCGAACUAGUAGUAAAUAAGUUGAU
This is a messenger RNA of Salvia hispanica, 1807 nucleotides long. RefSeq names its product laccase-14-like. Gene Ontology annotation, cellular component: apoplast. Lineage: Eukaryota; Viridiplantae; Streptophyta; Magnoliopsida; Lamiales; Lamiaceae. The record is from RefSeq and is a predicted model, not a curated record. Gene Ontology annotation, molecular function: hydroquinone:oxygen oxidoreductase activity; copper ion binding. Gene Ontology annotation, biological process: lignin catabolic process.